AUGGCGUCAUCGACGCAGCGUGAGGAUGAACGCUGGGACCAGAUGACGGAGAGCAUCGAUUUGCUCUUCGCUCGGAUGGGUGGUGUGGAACGCGUUCAGAGUCAGAUGGCCGCCCAACUCGAUCUGAGCACUCAAGUCAUGGAUCAGUUGCUGCGUGACCAGAACACUUUGGCUAAGCAGAUGGAUACGACAGGAAAGACAGUGUCCAACCUCGCUCAGCAGUUUUCGUCCUCAACACAAGCCCCAUACGGCCGUCAACGUGUAUUUCCAGCAGAUUCUUCCAGUUCGGGUGAGCCCCCUGUUAAUCCUUCAUUUCCUGCUGCUGCUCAUCGCCACGCUGUACCUAAAAUGUCUUUUCCCAAGUUCACUGGUGCUAAUCCUACAAUUUGGCGUGACAAAUGUUUGGAUUAUUUUCACAUUUUCAACAUACCUGAGACACUUUGGACCCCUACUGCUGCUAUGAAUAUGGAUGAUAAUGCUGCCAAAUGGUUACAAGUGCACAAGUUGAAGUAUGGUCUAGGCACAUGGUCUGAAUUUAUAGCUGCUGUUGAAUCACACUUUGGGUCUUAUGCUUAUCGUGAUGCCCUCAAUGACCUCAUCGCCCUAGAACAGGAGGAUUCCUUGGAAGAAUAUAUUGCCACUUUCACAGAUUUGCAAUACCAAGCAUCCAUGCAUAAUUUGGGGUUGGAUGAAAUUUUCUUCGUUACACAUUUUGUCAAGGGUCUGAAACUGGAUAUUCGUGUUAGUGUGCAAUCUCAGGCACCUGAGACAGUUAAAAGGGCUGUGAUGCUUGCUAAGAUACAACAACAGUUAUUGGACAGUAAAAAGCUCUACAAGCCCAAAUCAUUCAAUGGGCUAAAGUCACAAGGGACAAUGUCCAAGAGUGACAGCAGGUCUUCUUCCUCCAGUAGCUCUUUAUGGAAAGAGAGGCAACUCCGGGAUUAUCGCAAAGCAAAUGGCCUGUGUAUGUAUUGUGGGGAUAAGUUUGACAAAAUGCAUGCCACCACUUGCACUAAACGUCCCCAGGCUCAGGUUCAUGCAUUGGCAAUCAAUGACCUAGACCAAGCUUUAACUGAAGAGGUUCUCACUCAAUUGGCAGUGGAGGAUUCUCUGCAGGAAGAAUUUGAGCAGCUAUCUCUUAAUGCUUUAGCUGGCACCGCUUCGGGUGAAGUCAUGCGCCUUCGAGCAACUGUUAAGAACAAGGUAAUGUUAAUUUUGCUGGACAGUGGCAGCAGUCAUAGCUUUGUCAACUCCUCUUUUCUAUCCACUGUGGGUAUUACACCAGUACCUGUUUCUUCCAAGAAGGUUAAACUUGCCAAUGGACAGAUACUUGUGAGUGCUGCAAUAGCACCUGACAUGGAAUGGUGGUGUCAGGGGCACACUUUCAGGACAGACUUGCAAGUGUUGGAGUUGGGUGCUUAUGAUGCAAUUUUGGGGUAUGAUUGGCUGAAACAACAUAGUCCUAUGACUUGUCAAUGGGAGCAGCACACUGUGGAAUUCAUGGAGCAGGGCAAACUGGUUACACUUAAGGGAGUUCCUCCAACUCCUUUAACAUUAUCUGCAGUCCAGGCUGACAGCUUUGUGAAGUGGCAUAAGGGCAAUGACAUCUGGGCUUUAGCAAUGGUUGAUUUGGAAACUCCAGCCCCUUCACCUCCUUCCCCAGAGAUACAGACCUUACUGCAUGAAUUUGAUGAUGUCUUUGCUAAACCAGCAACUUUACCCCCUCAGCGUGUUUAUGAUCAUACAAUUCCCUUACUUCCUCAUACUACCCCUGUUAAUUCCAGACCCUAUAGAUACUCUCCUGUCCACAAAGAUGAGAUUGAGCGUCAAGUAAAAGAAAUGCUCACUGCUGGACUGAUCACUCAUAGCACUAGUCCAUUUGCUUCCCCAGUGUUAUUGGUCAUGAAGAAAGAUGGAAAUGACAAGAAGCAAGAAUAUUAUUGGAAGGAUGUAGCUAGUGAGUUCAACAGCAACCGGCCUACAGAUGUCCACAUGAGGACAGUCAAGAAACUGAAGACACAUUGGGGUACUGUUAAGAGGGAAAUUGCUAAGUUCUGUGGGGUUUAUGCUAAUGUUAGAGCUACCUAUACCAGUGGACAUUCUGAUGACAUGAUCAUGGAGAAAUCCCAUGCAUGGUACAAGAGUCAAUCAAGUGGCAAACCUUUCACUCUGGAGUAUAUGUGGAGAGAGCUCAAGGAUCAACCAAAAUGGCGUACAGUCGUCAAGAAGGAGUUAGGCAAGAACAAGAGGACUAAAAUUUCCGAGUCAGGAGCUUACACAUCAUCAUCAACUCAGGACACUGAACAAGAAUCAGCAAGUAAAGAGAGGCGCCCUGAGGGACAGAAAAAGAAAAAGAAAGACUAA
Molecule: messenger RNA, 2364 nt
Organism: Panicum virgatum (switchgrass)
Lineage: Eukaryota; Viridiplantae; Streptophyta; Magnoliopsida; Poales; Poaceae
Exons: 2
Coding region: 1-2364 (787 amino acids)
Source: RefSeq, a predicted model, not a curated record